CUUGGGUUGUUUCAUAUGUCUCUUUUCCUUACGAUCUUCUUUUCCAUUUUGUGUGUUUUCCUAUCUUUCUUAUGUUGUGUAUCUCCUUAUGUGUGGUUUUCAUUUGUUGUAUCUUCUGUCUUCUACUUUCAUCUGUCUUAUAUGUCUUAUUUCUUUCGUUGUUUCAUAUGUCUGUUUUUCUAUAUAUCGUCUCCACCUUGUGUCUCUUCUUGUCAUUUAUUAUCUUAUUUUGUGUAUCUCCUUGUGUGUGUGUGUUAUCAUAUGUGUCUUUCUACCUUCUUUCUUAUCUGUUUUGUCUCCUUGGUUGUUUCAUUUGUCUUAUUUCUUCAUCUUCUUCAUCUUCUUCAUUUCUUAUAUAUGCUGUAUGUGUUACUUUUCUUGUUUCCUUGAUUUCCUUGAUUUCCUUGAUCUGCUUUCCUAUCUUUCCUAUCUAUUUCAUUUGUCUCGUUUGGUUGAUUUUGGGAGUCAGGCGUUUUUCUCUUUUCUGCAUCUUGUUUGAUCUUCCCUAUCUUGUCUGAUCUUUUUGCCAUCUCGUUUGACUGAAUUUCUUUCCUAGGCCUUGGUUGGGUGGUUGGGGCGGGCCUGGGACAUCAGGCAGCACAGCUGCCUGGUGUCGAUCAUCUCCUUUGAUCUACUUGCCAUUUUCUUCCAUUUUUUUUUUCGAAUCUCGGUGUUAUAGUUUCUUGGUAUCUCGUUUGAUCUUUUCUAUCUCGUCCGAUCU
Molecule: messenger RNA, 721 nt
Organism: Aspergillus uvarum CBS 121591
Lineage: Eukaryota; Fungi; Ascomycota; Eurotiomycetes; Eurotiales; Aspergillaceae
Exons: 1
Coding region: 72-518 (148 amino acids)
Source: RefSeq, a predicted model, not a curated record